Messenger RNA from Camellia sinensis, 330 nucleotides. Lineage: Eukaryota; Viridiplantae; Streptophyta; Magnoliopsida; Ericales; Theaceae. The record is from RefSeq and is a predicted model, not a curated record.
AUGGAUGCAGAAUUAUUAUUAUGGGAGUACGACGUUGGUGAAAUUAUGACUAGACAACCCCUAUUCCCUGGCAGAGAUUAUGUUCAUCAGCUUCGACUCAUCACAGAGCUUAUAGGUUUACCUGAUGAUGCAAGUCUUGGUUUUCUCCGAAGUGAUAAUGCCCGAAGAUACGUAAGGCAGCUUCCACAAUACUCACGGCAACAAUUCUCUGCUAGAUUUCCCAAUAUGUCUCCUGCAGCUGUAGAUUUGCUGGAGAAAAUGCUCGUCUUUGACCCGAACAGGCGCAUUACAGAUAAUAAGAGUCUGGUGAAAAUUUCUGCUAAAAUCUAG